UUAAGUCUAUAUUUAUACCAUUAUAACCAUAAUGGUAAUAAGAAUUAUAAUGGUUAUUACCGUCGGUGUACCUUUAAGUGAUCUAGAAAUGUAUGAAUGUCGUCUGAUAACAUUCAAUGAUGGAUGGAAACUAAACUAUUGAACACCUACUCAAAUGGCUAAAACGGGUUUCUAUUAUUCGGGCAAACGAGAUUGUGUCAGAUGUAUGUUUUACUCAAACGAAUUUGAUUGUUGGCAGCGAGGUAAAGAUUCGAUGAUGGAACGCAAGCGUAAAAGUCCUCAAUGUCUCUUCUUUAGAGACAGUUCAGCGUAUGAUGUUUGCGGCUUGUACGGUUCUCCACUCUCUGCAAUUAGCUCUAGUAUGGAAGCCGAAAAUAAUGAAUAUUUACUAGAAAUGCUUCAUCAAAUUAAAACUCCUAAUCAUAUAUUGUUUAGUACAUAUACCGCUCGUAUGACAACAUUUGAUAAGUGUCAAAGAAAAAUGAUGCAAAAAGUACAAUACCUUUGCGAAGCCGGAUUUUUUUAUAUAGGUAACGGUCAAAAUGAUCGAAUGUGUUGUUUUUGCUGUAGUCAAGUACUAAGAGAUUGGGAUGAUGAUGACGAGCCGUGGACAGAACAUGCACGAUGGUCUCCUAAAUGCGCUUGGGUUUUGUUCAAUAAAGGUAAAAUAUUUAUUGACAAAGCGUGUGGAAAAAAGGAUGAAAAUAAUUAAUCUUAAAAAUUUUUUAUUUAUAUGUGUAAAUAAUUAUUUAUUUUUGUGAUAUACAAUAAAUGUAUUAUUUUUACAAACAAUU
Daktulosphaira vitifoliae (grape phylloxera) is the source of this 794-nucleotide messenger RNA. RefSeq names its product putative inhibitor of apoptosis. Gene Ontology annotation, biological process: regulation of cell cycle; positive regulation of protein ubiquitination; negative regulation of apoptotic process. Gene Ontology annotation, molecular function: ubiquitin protein ligase activity; cysteine-type endopeptidase inhibitor activity involved in apoptotic process. NCBI's taxonomy places the organism in Eukaryota, Metazoa, Arthropoda, Insecta, Hemiptera, Phylloxeridae. The transcript is spliced from 3 exons. Gene Ontology annotation, cellular component: nucleus; cytoplasm. The coding region runs from base 155 to 712 and encodes 185 amino acids. The record is from RefSeq and is a predicted model, not a curated record.